Geodia barretti is the source of this 984-nucleotide messenger RNA. The record is from the annotation of a GenBank genome assembly. Lineage: Eukaryota; Metazoa; Porifera; Demospongiae; Tetractinellida; Geodiidae.
AUGUCCGGCUGGAUUCCUGCCAACUCCGAUCAAGGUGCUGGCGUUCCUGAAGGCAGAGCAAGGGCACGGGAUCUCGGUAUCAAAAUCGGUAUUUAUGAACCCGGCAAACACAAUGCGAUCACGGAUGUCGCAGGGGUGAAGGUGGGGCAUGUCACGUUGAAAAGUGGUGAUAAUGUUCGGACAGGUGUUACUGCGGUUAUUCCACGUGACGAUAUUUGGACAAAUAAACUGUUUGGUGCGGGUUAUGCAAUCAACGGUAACGGCGAGGCAACGGGGCUAGCAUGGGCUAAUGAAGCGGGGUGGAUCGAGUCCCCAAUUAUGCUGACGAAUACACUCAGCAUUGGACCCGUUCACGAUGGUGUUGUGCGAUACAUGAUCAAACGCUAUCCGGAUAAUCACAUCAUUCUGCCAAUCGUUGCAGAGUGCUAUGACGGUGGACUGAAUGACAUCAGCGGGCUGCAUGUCACCGCAGAACACGCAAUUCAAGCGAUAGAAAAUGCCGUAGAUGGUCCUGUCGUAGAAGGAUGUGUCGGCGCAGGCACAGGAAUGCGGUGCUACAGUUUUAAGGCAGAACUCACACCGAAGCGGGGUCGAGAUGGUUCGUUCAUCAUCGUUGUCGCAACGGAUGCUCCCUUGGUACACCGUCAACUGAUGCAACUUGCCAAGCGGGUGACACAUGGGCUUGCCCGCACCGGGACACCAAGUACCGUUAGCAGCGGCGAAUUUGUAAUUGCUUUUUCAACCGCUAACACGAUUCCGCGUCGGACGGACGAUGGGACAUUUCCUAUCACGAUGCUUGCUAAUCGUCGGAUGGAUGCGCUGUAUCAAGCUGUUAUUGAAGCGACAGAGGAGGCAAUCCUGAACUCCAUGACCACAGCAGUGACGACCAUCGGCAGAAAUGGGAACACGAUCUAUGCCCUCCCUUUGGAUCGGUUGCAAGCUGUGAUGAAACAAUACGGACAGCUUAAGUCCGAAGGCAAUUGA